UUAAUGAUGGCUGCUUCUUCAUUGAAAAACUUUUCAGUGGAAGGCAUUCUUGGACGAAAAAAUGAAAAUAAUAUUGAGGAAUGUUUUACAAAAAAUUACAAUUUACGAGCUACCCUGGAUCAGUUGUUUCCUAUCAAUUCAAAAUCUCUCUUCAACCCUGCUGUAUUAAACAUUAAAUUAACUCCUACUUUUGAGCUUUUACUUGAUAAUUCCUUCAAAACAUUACAAAUAAAUAUAUCCUCUUCUGAUUAUGAUCAGAAAAAGGUGGAACCCAAAUUUGAAGAGUCCUUGCCUGAGGAGUCAGCUCAUAACAGAGCAAACCAACCCCCAUCAGUUAGCGGACAAUUCCGAUGUGAAAUAUGCUCUAAGACAUUCAGUGCCCAUUACAAUCUGACAAGACAUAUGCCAGUUCAUACGGGUGCUCGCCCAUUCCAAUGCAAGGCAAAUUUGUGGCAAAGCUUUUCGUCAGGCAAGCACACUUUGCAGGCACAAAAUUAUCCACACCGAAGAAAAGCCUCAUCGUGUUUUAAACCGUACACAUGCGAGUACUGCGGUAAAGGCUUUCAUCAGAACGGGAAUUACAAAAACCACAAGCUAACCCAUCAACAAGAGAAACGGUACAAAUGCGAAGUUUGUAAUAAGGCUUUCCAUCAUUCCUACAACUUGCACUUCCACAUGUACACACACCAAUCAGAGAAACCAUUCUCUUGCAAGUUAUGUGAUAAGGGAUUCUGCAGAAACUUUGACUUAAAAAAGCAUUUGCGCAAGAUACACCACAUGUCAACAACGACUGCCUGA
Molecule: messenger RNA, 798 nt
Organism: Meloidogyne enterolobii
Lineage: Eukaryota; Metazoa; Nematoda; Chromadorea; Rhabditida; Meloidogynidae
Source: the annotation of a GenBank genome assembly